GACCAAACCUCAUACAAUGUAUCCCUCUCUCUCUCUCUCGAUCUCAUGUAUAUACAGCAAAACAUUACACUCAAUCCAUCUCUGUCCCUUCUCACCGUCCCCCGCAAUUCUCGAUGAUGCUCACUCUCUUCUUCCUCUUCUCUGUGGCCGCUGCCCCGAUCUCGGAAGCUCUGUCCUUCAACUACACGGUCUUUAAUAGCGCCGACCCGAACAUCACCUAUGAGAGGGCCUACGUCAAUGGUGAAGGAGCCAUCCAGCUCACUGCGAACAACAGGGCCAAUAUUGGGCGGGCCACCAGUUCCAAGCCUAUGCAGCUCUGGGACAAGUCCACCGGAAACCUCACCGACUUCGAGACGUACUUCUCCUUCAUAAUUGACUCUAAUAACCGCACUGCCUUUGGAGACGGCCUUGCCUUCUUCCUUGCCCCGGUCGGUUCCAGGAUCCCCGAUAAUCUAACCAAAGGUGGCACUCUGGGCCUCACCAGUAGGGAGCUGUUCCAGAACUCGAGCAGUAAUCCAUUUGUCGCGGUGGAGUUCGACGUUUACAAAAAUCAUUGGGACCCUCCGGGUACACAUGCUGGGAUAGACAUUGAUUCCGUGGUGUCAGUGACAAAUAUCUCUUGGCUGAGUAAUGUAACUGGCGGGAAGACGAACGAAGCAUGGAUUAAUUAUGAUUCUGUGUCAAAAAACUUGAGUGUCGUAUUCACUGGUUAUCGAAAUGCCACACGAGUCCUUCAGUAUCUCAGCCAUGUGUUUGACUUGAGGCUUUGGCUACCCGAGCAAGUCAUUUUCGGGUUCUCUGGAUCAACUGGAAACGCUUCCGCUGCUCAUAUUGUUACGGCAUGGAACUUUAGUUCGAAUUUAGAAAUUAACAGGACAGUGACGCCGCCAUCGUCACAGCGGGGCAGUAAAGUAGGCCUCGCAGUGGGCCUGAGCAUCGGCGGGUUAAUCUUGGUGACUGCGUUAAUGGGAUUAGUCUGGUUUUGUUGGUGCCGGAAGAGAAAUGGGGAUGAAGCAGAAGAGGAUGAGAUCCUUCAGUACAUGAGUGGUGAAUUACAGAUGGAAUCAUCGGGGCCCAAGAAGUUUUUGUACUCUGAAUUGGCCAAUGCGACGAGCAACUUCAAGGCUGAGGAGAAGCUGGGUGAGGGCGGGUUUGGCGGAGUUUAUAAAGGAUUCUUGCAAAGUACAAGUUUGUAUGUUGCAGUGAAGAGGAUAUCCAGCAAAUCCAAGCAGGGGGUUAAGGAGUAUGCUUCGGAGAUAAAGAUCAUUAGCCGUCUCAGGCACCGGAAUCUGGUGCAGCUCAUCGGAUGGUGCCACGAGAGGAAGGAGCUACUUCUUGUUUAUGAGUUCAUGCCGAACGGGAGCUUGGAUUUCCAUCUGUUCAAGGGAAGAAGCUUCCUCCCCGGGAAUAUCCGGUACAAGAUUGCACAAGGUUUGGCCUCGGCGCUGCUAUACCUGCACGAGGAGUGGGAGCAGUGCGUGGUCCACAGGGACAUAAAGUCGAGCAACAUUAUGCUCGAUUCUGACUACAAUACAAAGCUUGGGGAUUUCGGGCUAGCAAGAUUGGUAGAUCACGCAAAAGGGGCCCAGACCACAGUUCUGGCAGGGACAAUGGGGUACAUGGCCCCGGAAUGUGCCCAGACAUUCAGGGCCACCAAGGAAUCGGAUAUAUACAGCUUUGGAGUGGUAUGCCUGGAAAUAGCCUGCGGGAGGAGACCAGUGGACUCGAGCCUGCCCGAGGAUCAAGUAGUUUUGGUCGGGUGGGUGUGGAAGCUUCAGGAAAAGGGGGAGAUCCUAAAGGCCGCAGACCCAAGGCUGGGCAGUGAUUUCAACGAGCCAGAGAUAGAGAGACUGUUAAUCAUCGGCUUGUCCUGCACUUUAACAGACGCUAGGCGCCGGCCUUCUGCAAAGCAAGCGUUGCACGUGCUGGAAUUCAAUAGUCCGCUGCCCGUCCUCCCGGCAGAAGGUCCUGCAGGAUUAGCGACAUACUUUCCUGCACUGGAGAAUCCUGAAGGAGACCAACACCGGCGUUCAUCGACAACCAGCAUUAGCAACCAAACGUUCUCAUCGUCACAGUUUAGUUCACAAUCUGGUGCUACAGCUUCUUCCUCCUCGUUGGAUUUCUACGGCGGUCGGUAAGAGAAAUUUGUCUGUUUAUUCCAUCUUUGUACAUGAAAGAUGGUGAGACUUUGAUUUGUCGGAGUGCAUUUUACCAGGCAACGUGAUAGCAGACAGGGUAUGAAUUCAACUGGGAAAGAAGUGGAAACAUUGCCAAUUCGAUCGGUUAAUUUGGAGUGCACGGGAUACCUCAUAUAAGUGAUCAUAAACCACUUAGUAAUCACUUCCCAUGUCUAGUUAAUUAAUUAGAACAAAGCAACAUUACCAAAAAUUUCUCCGUAAUUAUCAUUUUAGGAAAUAGUAUCCUUGUACCCAAAACAUUCAUUCAAAAUUGCUGUGAAUGGAAGACACUGAUAUACGUUCUCA
Punica granatum (pomegranate) is the source of this 2483-nucleotide messenger RNA. Lineage: Eukaryota; Viridiplantae; Streptophyta; Magnoliopsida; Myrtales; Lythraceae. The record is from RefSeq and is a predicted model, not a curated record.